AUGGCAUCACCAAACAACGCAAUCAAGAUCCCUGGGACAGUCCAACUCGUUGACACACAUGGCACUCUUGAUACCGACCACGAAAAUGGAGAAUCAACCAUCGUGCUUAUUCCACAACCGAGUGGCGACCCCAAAGAUCCUCUCUCAUGGACGCAAAAUCGCAAAACUCUCAACAUCUUCUGCGUGAUGAUAUGGUGUUUCUUCGCAGCCGCCAUUAUCUCUGGUUUAUCGCCCGCUUAUCUCCAAAUCGAAAAGGACACGGGAAUAUCGGUGGCUGACCUGAGCACCGGCAACGGCUUAUUGUAUCUUUUCCUCGGAUGGGGAACUCUCAUCACGCAGAACUUUGCCCUCAAACAUGGCAGACGCCCGACUCUCUUUUUUUCCAUAUUACUAGCUACCUUUGUUAACCUGUGGUCCGCAUACAUUCACUCCCGCACCGAGUUCUUUAUCAACAGAAUCAUGUUGGGCAUCGUCUCUUCGCCCAUGGAGACUCUAAUCGAGGUGGUCAUUGACGACCUUUUCUUCGUACACCAGAGGGGAUUCUACAUGGGCAUCUAUAGUUGGACCCUGUGGUGCGGUGCUCUGCUUUGCCCAGUUGCCUCUGGGUUCGUCGCAGAGAACUUAGGUUGGCGAUGGAUCCAGUACAUUUUAUCUAUUCUGGGCGGCUGUGUUACUAUCUCGACCUUUCUGUUAUUUGAAGAGACUAUGUUCCACAGAACCGGUGUUGACACAGAUGUCAUCGAAUCUGUCGAGCUCCGGAGUGGCAUCGCUGAAACUGCCAAUCAGGUUCUUGAUAACGAUCAAUCGAGUCAAAAAAAGGGGUGUUCGACGCAACAAAUUGGUAACGAUAAUAUCACCAAUGCUGAUUCUGGAGUAAGUAUCAACAUAUCCUAUUCGAAUCAUACUCCCGUCAACAGUGGAAUUCUCUUGUCAAAGCUUAAGCUAUGGGGUCAUGAGGGCCAACAGAAGAGGAGCAUGUUCAAACAUGCUCUUGUUCCUUUUCUGCUCCUCCGCUUUCCAACUGUAUUGUUCUCGGGCGUUCUUGUCGGCGGUAUUCUGUCAUGGUACAAUGUCGUGGGCGGCUCUUUGGCACUCAUUCUUGGCAAUCCUCCUUACAACUUCAGUUCGAACGUCGUCGGCCUGUUUUACCUCGCUUCAGUUAUUGGGGUUUCAAUUGGCUGCGUCAUAUCUGGAUGGGCCAGUGACAGAUUGCCCAUCACGAUGUCUCGCAGGCAUGGCGGCGUCAUGGAGCCGGAAUAUCGUCUUUGGUUAUGUGCUAUAGCAAUUGUGGCACAUCCUGUCGGAUGUAUUCUUUACGGCGUUGGAGCAUCGUACGAAAUUCAUUGGAUCGGAAUUGCAUUCGGUUUCGGAUUCAUAUCCAUUACCCUUCCUUUAGGAACGAGCCUGGCAUUCACAUACAUCCUCGACAGCUUCAAGGAGUUCGCCGGGGAAGGUUUCGUAUCGGUCAUCUUGAUUCGUAACUCAAUGGGUUUUGCAUUUAGUUACGCCGUCGUACCGAUGAUCAACAAUAUUGGACUUCGUAGUAGCUUUAUUUUAACCGCUGUUCUUGGGUUCGCGUUGUGGGCUUUGGGCUUGAGCUUCAUUUAUUUUGGGAAAUCGUUCAGAAGACGAGCGGCCGAGCCAUAUUGGAAAAUGGUCGAAAAGCAUAGCGUCUCUCUGCACUAG
Messenger RNA from Colletotrichum truncatum, 1686 nucleotides. RefSeq names its product major facilitator superfamily protein. Gene Ontology annotation, molecular function: transmembrane transporter activity; nucleic acid binding; methyltransferase activity. The record is from RefSeq and is a predicted model, not a curated record. Gene Ontology annotation, cellular component: plasma membrane. NCBI's taxonomy places the organism in Eukaryota, Fungi, Ascomycota, Sordariomycetes, Glomerellales, Glomerellaceae. Gene Ontology annotation, biological process: transmembrane transport; methylation.